CUAUAUAUGAUUCUUUGUUCCUAACCCCAUGAUUCUCGUUUACUCACCACUUCCAACCAAAGCAUCAUUUUCCGUUUCCGAUACCCUCCACCGUGCUCUCUCGCCACGUGUCAAUCCUUCAUUCGCCAAUCCUCCGGCGCCUGUGAUCACUGCCACACACCGCUAUCAAAACUCCCAUCCCCUCAAUCCCAACGCCUCAACCAUUUCCCCUUCGUCACGAUUUCCUCGUCGCAGCACCACACUUCCCUCUCUCUCUUGAGAUUGAGAUUGAAGCAUAUUAAUGGACAUUGCACAAGUGGGAGCCAAAGCAAGAGCUCCACCUGCAUUGGAUAUGGAAGCAACUACUUCAACAAAGAGAAGAAAAAUCGCCAUCACCAACAACGUUAACACUGAUCAAGACCUCAAAUUCUCACCAUCCUCCAUCGUUCCACUUAAGAAUUUCAGCAUAACUGCCUCGCCGGCGCCGGAGAAACGCUUCUCCAGCCACUCCGACGACGAAUCUCCGGCGUCUUGUUGCUCCAGCAACGGAUCCUUCGAACUCCAUGAAAACAGGAUCAUCACAUUCUCAGAUCUAGAGGUUGACAGCGCGCAAGUUGAAACGUCGACGUGCAACUGCGGGGAGCAAAUAAGGAGAGAGAUGAGUCUCACGAGCGAGCUUCGAACGAAUUCGCAAGAGGUGGAGUCAGUGGAGAAGAAGCUAACGACGAAGAACAAAUCUCGCUGCGUUCUAUCAACUCUGCAAAAAAUGCCAACCGAAUCGGAGCUCGAAGAAUUCUUCGCCGCUGCCGAGAAGGACAUUCAGAAACGCUUUUCAGAAAAGUAUAAUUAUGAUAUUGUGAAGGACGUGCCAUUGGAAGGACGUUACGAAUGGGUUCAAUUAAAGCCGUAAAAGUGCUUCCCUUGGCUCUUCUGGCUCUUCACCCUUGAAGGAAGAAGACGGUUAAAAACGCCACUUGCUGACAUUAUUCUUACGUUAAUUUACUUUAAUUAGGUAUUUUAUUUGGAUUCAAUUAUCCCAUCUUUCAUGCUAGGAGUACGCUUUUGUUGGGUGUACAGUUAAUUUUAUUUUUCUUCUAUGGUUAAGGAAUGAGUUCUAAGGUAAAGAGGACUCAGCUCUGUUUGUUAUUUGUGUACGGGUUAAUAGUUAUACGGAGAAGCCAAGUCCUGUGGGGAAUUAUGUAAAUUCCUUGGGGGUGACGAUGACUGUAUAACAAACGGUUCCGAUAACAAAAUUGUAGUCUUGAAUUUCUUUUAUGCU
Abrus precatorius (Indian licorice) is the source of this 1258-nucleotide messenger RNA. RefSeq names its product cyclin-dependent kinase inhibitor 7-like. NCBI's taxonomy places the organism in Eukaryota, Viridiplantae, Streptophyta, Magnoliopsida, Fabales, Fabaceae. Gene Ontology annotation, molecular function: cyclin-dependent protein serine/threonine kinase inhibitor activity. Gene Ontology annotation, biological process: negative regulation of cyclin-dependent protein serine/threonine kinase activity. Gene Ontology annotation, cellular component: nucleus. The transcript is spliced from 4 exons. The coding region runs from base 281 to 889 and encodes 202 amino acids. The record is from RefSeq and is a predicted model, not a curated record.